GGCUCCUAGCCGUAGCCCAAGUUAGUUAGAAAGUCCGCGCUACAAACCUUCCAGAGCCAUGAUGCGUGCAGCUGCACAGAUCUCUCGCUUCGGCGCCAGGAACGCCUCCAUCACGCCAAAGGUGUCGUUCAAUAACAUUGCGCGGGAGUGGCGCUGCAAGUGGUCGGCGGACAACGACAAGGCCUCCCUGGACGCGGCGCAGACGCUGCUGGAGGAGUUGCUGCCCAAGGUGAAGUCAGCGUCCGGCGCCAGCAGCGUGCAGCGGGUGGUCUGCGGGGGCUGUCUGGACUUCAAGGUGGUGGUGAAGCUGCCGGCCGAGAAGUUCGGCGCCUGGAAGGAGGCGAACUUCGAGCCUGAGGAAGCCUUCCUCGGAAAGCUGAAGGGAAUCGAUGGGAUUUCCACCAUCGAGACCCAGACCUACACGCUGGAGGAGGUGUGACCGGGGAAGCUCAGCUCUAUGGAAGGUGCCGGGCGAUCUUUCCGUCGCCGUCGUUCCCAGUAGUUUUGAACCGUAUGAGAUACUGUGGAAGGUUGCAAAAUCCGAACUCGCACCACGGUU
Molecule: messenger RNA, 559 nt
Organism: Effrenium voratum
Lineage: Eukaryota; Dinophyceae; Suessiales; Symbiodiniaceae
Source: the annotation of a GenBank genome assembly